UCCUAUUUAUUUUUAUAAUCUAUUCCACAAGAAUAUAAAGGCAAAAUGAGCAGUCAAACAUCUUCCCACGCAUCAAAAAGAUCAAGAAAUUCAACUCCUUCGACUAGAAGGACAUGGACUGCAGCAGAAGAACAAACUCUUAUAGAUGGAUUAAAAGAGUUAUGUGUUAAUGGUUGGAGAGGUGAUAAUGGAACCUUCAAGCCAGGAUACCUAAAGGAAUUAGAAUGUUAUUUAUGUGAACAUCAUCCUAACAGCGGAUUGAAAGGUGAACCACAUGUCUUAUCUAGAAUAAGAUAUUGGAAGAGAUGUUAUGCAAGUAUAGCUAUGCUAAAGAGUCGAAGUGGAUUGGGAUUUCAAUACGGUGAUGGAGCUAUAAUAGUUGAUGAUCCUAAAUUUUGGGAUGACUUCCUAAAGGUUGAUCCAAAUGCCAAAAACAUGAAUAAGAAAAAAUGGCCGAUGUUUGUGGAUUGGGAGGAAAUCUUUGGCAAGGAUAGAGCAACAGGGGAGUUUGCAGAAGGCCCAUUAGAUGUUGUUGAGGAAAUUCAAAGGAGUCAAUCCUCAGUACUGUUUAACGAUAUGAGUUUGGAAUUUCCUAUUGAUCUUGAUGGCGAUGAAGAAGCUGGUUCUAGUCAUAGACCUAAUGUGACUACGGGAGAAGCUGGAAAUGCUACUGGAGCUGCUACAUUUCCUGAAGCAUCUCAAAAUGAAAAUGCUGGAGCAUUUGAACCUGAAGAAGCUGGAUUUCAACAAACCAAUAAACAAGGUGAGUAUACCAAAAGGUCGUCUAAUGUCAAUGAAAAGGAGAAAUGCAAGAAAAGAAAAAAGAUCCCGGAGAAUGAUUCUGAGAUAUUUCUUAAGGGUAUGGUUGAGGUUAUAAAAAACUUUACUGACAGUCAAGACAAACGAAUGGGUGCCUUGAUUGACAAGAUUGGAAAUCAUGACCAAUCUGAUCUUCGUGAUCAAAUUUAUUCCAUCAUUGAAUCCCCUAUAUUUGACUUGUACUCCACAGAGCAACGCAUCAAAGCAACAAUGGUUCUUUGUGAUGACGUCAAAAAGAUGGAAUUAUUUAUACGCAUGGGUGAACUUGAGCGUCAAACUAUGAUGUUUAUGAUCAUCAAUGAUAAACUUUAAAGUAUGGUAGACUGCAAGAUAAGUGGAAAGUUCAUUUUGCUAGUUUUGCUUAAUUGAAGACCUUUAAAUAUUUGAGUGUAGUGUCACUUUCUGAUACCUCAGAUUAUGUCCUAUAUUGAAAAUGAUUGGCGUAAGACGGACACGAGGACAAUAGCUUUUGUGUAACUAGAAUCUA
Molecule: messenger RNA, 1306 nt
Organism: Solanum verrucosum
Lineage: Eukaryota; Viridiplantae; Streptophyta; Magnoliopsida; Solanales; Solanaceae
Exons: 2
Coding region: 46-1131 (361 amino acids)
Source: RefSeq, a predicted model, not a curated record